AUGUUGCAAGAUGCACAUUAUAUCAGUACCUUUCUCUAUUUAUCCACGAAAAGUUUUCAUAGUAAUCCUGGUAUUCAAGAAAAAGCUCUUAAGUCAGUUAAAAUGGAAAUUAUUAAACGGCAGACAACAAUACUAUCUACUACUCCAUCAUCUGUUCAUACAAAUUCACUUGAUUUUCAAUCGACAACAUCAAAAGGUCUUCUGUCAUACUGUUUUCAUAUACCACAAAAUUUCUUAACAUGGUCAACAAUGCCAUAUGAAUUAGAUGAAUAUAUGCCAUCGAAUGUCCCAUCCAGUGGUUAUGAUGAUGUUUUAUAA
This is a messenger RNA of Rotaria sordida, 318 nucleotides long. The record is from the annotation of a GenBank genome assembly. Lineage: Eukaryota; Metazoa; Rotifera; Eurotatoria; Philodinida; Philodinidae.